UGGCGCUUUUGGACACUGGCGUCGACGUCGACCUCGCUGACUGACUGACGGAGAGCGAGCGAGGCGUUACACGGCCGAGAGGAGAGAGGGAGAGAUAGCCGUUUCCCCCACCGUAGGAAGCCGAGCGCGUUGCGAGGGCGCCCGCAUCGUUUUGACGUUUGCCCGCUCUCAGCGCGGUGGAUGUGUUUGUCGCCGCCGCCACCGCCGCCGAGCCUCAGCUUGUAGGGCAGGUGCGAGACACCCGUUCCGAGAGGGGUGGGACUAUGUCGAGCGAGAAGCCGCUUUCGGCACCACCGGGCUCGGCUUGCUCGCAGGCGGCCGCUGAUUCCACCAUCUCCUCCUGCUCCUCACCACCACCACCACCGCUGCCUCUUCCGGGGGAGAGGAUGCCGUCGUCCGCCGCCGGCUCGGUGGUGCUGCCGGCCGGCGUCAUCAACCCGGCCGUCCCGAUCAGGAAUAUCCAAAUGAAAUUCGCCGUGCUGGUGGGCCUCAUCCAGGUCGGCGAGGUGAGCAAUCGGGACAUCGUGGAGACUGUUCUCAACCUGCUGGUGGGCGGCGAGUUCGACCUGGAGAUGAACUUCAUCAUCCAGGAGGCCGAGAGCAUCGGCUGCAUGGUGGAGCUACUCUCUCACUGUGAGGUGACGUGCCAGGCGGAGAUCUGGAGCAUGUUCACCGCCAUCCUUCGCAAGAGCGUGCGUAACCUGCAGACCAGCACGGAGGUUGGCCUCAUCCAGCAGGUGCUGCUCAAAAUGAGCACGGUGGACGACAUGAUCGCAGACCUGCUGGUGGACAUGUUGGGCGUCAUGGCCAGUUACAGCAUCACAGUCAAGGAGCUGAAGCUGCUCUUCAGCAUGCUGAGAGGCGACAACGGCAUCUGGCCCAGACACGCCAUCAAAUUGUUGUCGGUGUUGAAUCAGAUGCCUCAGCGUCACGGGCCCGACACUUUCUUCAAUUUCCCUGGACGCAGCGCGGCGGCCAUCGCCUUGCCGCCCAUCGCCAAAUGGCCGUACCAGAACGGCUUUACCAUCAAUACGUGGUUUCGUCAGGAUCCGCUCAAUAACAUCAAUGUGGACAAAGACAAGCCGUACCUUUACUGCUUUCGCACCAGUAAAGGGAUCGGCUACUCUGCUCACUUUGUGGGCAACUGUCUGAUCGUGACCUCGCUCAAGUCCAAAGGAAAAGGCUUCCAACACUGCGUCAAGUACGACUUCCAGCCGCGCAAGUGGUACAUGAUCAGCAUCGUUCACAUCUACAACCGCUGGAGGAACUCUGAGAUUCGCUGUUAUGUCAACGGGCAGCUGGUCUCCUACGGCGACAUGGCCUGGCACGUCAACACCAACGACAGCUAUGACAAAUGUUUUCUGGGCUCUUCGGAGACCGCCGAUGCCAAUCGGGUGUUCUGCGGUCAACUCGGCGCCAUCUACGUUUUCAGCGAGGCGCUCAACCCGGCUCAGAUAUUUGCUAUCCACCAGCUCGGUCCCGGAUACAAGAGCACGUUUAAGUUCAAGUCCGAGAGCGACAUCCACCUGGCCGAGCACCACAAGCAAGUUCUGUACGACGGCAAGCUGGCCAGCACGAUUUCCUUCACGUACAAUGCCAAAGCCACGGACGCUCAGCUGUGUUUAGAGUCAUCUCCGCGGGAGAACGCCUCCAUCUUUGUUCACUCGCCGCAUGCCCUCAUGCUGCAGGACGUGAAAGCCAUCGUGACGCACUCCAUUCACAGCGCCAUUCACUCCAUCGGUGGGAUCCAGGUCCUGUUCCCGUUGUUCGCCCAGCUGGACUACAAGCAACUAAAUGACGCUGCUGUGGACACCACCGUGUGUGCCACGCUGCUCGCCUUCUUGGUGGAGCUGCUCAAGAGCUCUGUCGCCAUGCAAGAGCAGAUGCUAGGAGGCAAAGGCUUCUUGGUGAUCGGAUAUCUACUAGAGAAGUCGUCAAGGGUCCACAUCACUCGGGCUGUUCUGGAGCAGUUCUUGUCCUUCGCCAAGUACUUAGACGGAUUACCCCACGGGGCGCCGCUCCUAAAGCAGCUGUGCGACCACGUGCUGUUCAAUGCAGCCAUCUGGAUACACACACCUGCCAAGGUUCAGCUAUCUCUGUACACGUACCUGUCGGCGGAGUUCAUCGGCACUGCGACUAUCUACUCUACUAUUCGCCGUGUAGGCACCGUGCUGCAACUCAUGCACACGCUGAAGUACUACUACUGGGCUGUCAAUCCACUGGAAUGUAGUGCCAUCACACCCAAAGGCCUUGAUGGACCUCGGCCAUCCCAAAAAGAGAUCAUCUCACUGCGGGCCUUCAUGCUCCUCUUCCUCAAGCAGCUAAUACUGAAGGACCGGGGUGUCAAGGAGGACGAGCUGCAGAGUAUUCUCAACUAUUUGUUGACCAUGCACGAGGACGAGAACAUCCAUGACGUGCUGCAGCUUCUGGUAGCGCUAAUGUCCGAGCACCCGGCCUCCAUGAUUCCCGCUUUUGACCAGAGGAACGGGAUAAGGGUGAUCUGCAAGCUGCUGGCCUCCAAGAGCGAAAGUAUCCGAGUACAGGCCCUCAAAGUACUCGGAUACUUUCUCAAGCAUCUCGGUCACAAGAGGAAGGUGGAGAUCAUGCACACUCACAGCCUUUUCACGCUUCUCGGCGAGCGUCUGAUGAUGCACACCAACACCGUGUCCGUCACCACCUACAAUACGCUCUACGAGAUCCUUACGGAGCAGGUGUGCACGCAGGUGGUCCACAAGCCACACCCAGAACCGGACUCUACCAUCAAGAUCCAGAAUCCCAUGAUCCUGAAAGUGGUCGCCACGCUACUGAAGAAUUCGUCUCCCAGCGCCGAGCUGAUGGAAGUCAGGAGACUUUUCCUCUCGGACAUGAUCAAACUUUUCAGCAACAGCAGAGAAAACAGACGCUGCCUGCUCCAGUGCUCUGUGUGGCAGGACUGGAUGUUCUCACUGGGCUACAUCAACCCAAAGAAUCCCGAGGAGCAGAAGAUCACUGAGAUGGUAUACAACAUCUUCAGGAUCUUGCUAUACCACGCCAUCAAAUACGAGUGGGGCGGAUGGAGGGUCUGGGUGGACACGCUCUCCAUAGCGCAUUCCAAGGUGACGUACGAAGCCCACAAAGAGUACCUGGCCAAGAUGUAUGAGGAGUACCAGCGUCAGGAGGAGGAAAAUAUGAAAAAGGGCAAAAAAGGCUCAGUGUCCACCAUCUCUGGCCUGUCGGCUUCGCCGGCGCCAGUGGUCAACGGCAACCUGGAGAUGGAAGAUGCCACGCAAACGCCUGAGAGCGAGGCAGAGUAUAGCGAGGGCGCAGGUGGCGGGACCGGGGGCGAUUCGUCCCGCAACCUGCUGGCCGACGGUGCCGUCAAGAGGGGCGAGACAGAACAAGGUGCCGGCGUGAGGGUGGAGGUCCACGACUUGCUGGUGGACAUCAAAGCCGAGAAGGUGGAGGCCACUGAGGUCAAGUUGGAUGACUUAGACUUGAGUCCCGAAGGCCUCAGCGGGGGCAGGGGCGGAGGUGGGUCCUUGGAGAACGGACCGCUUGUGGAGGUAGACUCGCUCCUGGACAGCGCCUACUGUGCGGUGGUACAGAACCUCAAUGGCACCCUGGUACCCAAAGAAGACAAUGCUGCCGCGGCACCGGGUGUCCACGUGCCGCCAGGUUUGGGUCUCUCAGGGGUCACCUUGGAUGACGACGGCAUCAUGGGGCCCCUCAUCACGCUGGCUGACGAGAAAGACAGCGUUCCCAACAAUAACGGAUUCCUCUUCGGCAAGGUUGACGAGAAGCUUCUUCCUGCUCUGGCUGCCACCGAUGCCCUAGUCUUACCCGGUCCGGAUCAGCCCGCUCCAGCAGCAGCCACCAAUUCCAGUGACGACCUCGGUCUGUUGGCCCACAUGACCAGCUGCAGCUCGGCUGGCAACCUCCCUGAGGACGGGCCCUUUAAGAUCCAAAGCCCGCUGGCCGACAUCAGCUCCAUUGCCGAGGCCCAGAACCAAGCGGCGUCUCGGGCCGACUUCCCCGAGGGUGGCGGUGCUACCUCGACGACGGGUGCUGAAAGCGACGCUUCGGGUCACAAGGCUGGGGGAGGCACAGACACGGCCAGCGUAACGUCCGAUACCGAGAGGUCGGAUGAUGGCAAAGAGAAGAAGAUAUCAACCACAUCAACCACACAGGCUCUCCACGGCCGCAGCGCCUCACAGCUGGAGCGAGACCUCCGCGUGGAUCUGGGAUUUAGGGGGAUGCCCAUGACGGAGGAGCAGAGGCGGCAGUUUAGCCCUGGGCCGCGCACCACCAUGUUCCGUAUCCCAGAGUUCAAAUGGUCGCCCAUGCACCAGAGGCUGCUCACCGACCUUCUCUUUGCGCUGGAGACCGACGUGCACGUGUGGAGAAGCCACUCUACCAAGUCAGUGAUGGACUUUGUCAACAGCAACGAGAACAUCAUCUUUGUGCACAAUACCAUCCACCUCAUCUCCCAGAUGGUGGACAACAUCAUCAUCGCUUGUGGUGGCAUCCUGCCGCUCUUGUCCGCCGCCACCUCACCCUCCACCUCUAAGAGUAGUGCCAGCAGUAGGAGGACAGGAGCGGCCGCGAAGGGCGAGGAGGUGACGCCCGUCCCGGGGGGAGGAGGCGAAAGGGGCGAGACGGAGUUGGAGAACAUCGAGGCGACACAGGGCAUGUCGUCGGAGACGGCUGUCACCUUCCUGUCGCGGCUGAUGGCUAUGGUGGACGUGCUGGUGUUUGCCAGCUCGCUCAACUUCAGCGAGAUCGAGGCAGAGAAGAACAUGUCCUCCGGAGGCCUCAUGAGGCAGUGCCUGAGACUGGUGUGCUGUGUAGCGGUGAGGAACUGCCUGGAGUGCCGGCAGAGGCAGCGGGAUCGCAACUGCAAGUCUUCUUUAACCAGCAGCAAGUCGCAGGACAGCUUGCACGCCAGCACCACCGCUAGCAAGGACCCGGAUCGACUCCUGCAGGACGUGGACAUCAACCGGCUGCGUGCUGUGGUCUUUCGAGACGUGGAUGACAGCAAGCAGGCUCAGUUCCUGGCUCUGGCCGUGGUAUACUUUAUCUCGGUGCUGAUGGUGUCCAAGUACCGAGACAUUUUGGAACCUCAAAGAGAGAUCAGCAGGUCCACCAGCCUGUCGGGACGCAGCAUCCGACAUGAGAUUAACUCGCCCACCAGCACGGUUUUUUCCUUCCUGGUGUCUCCAGAGCACCCGUCGUCAGGCUUCUCAGACCGUGAGAAGCAGACACCCACUCCAGUGGACGACUCCCCCCGCGCCGGCCUGCCCCACACCGACUCGGGCAUCGGCGAGGAGGGCCACGUGGGCGGCUCCCUCAAUGGUUCCGAAAUAGGCCUGGGGCUCGGUCUGGGCCUGGUGGGGCGGGAGACAGAGCGGGACCGGGACAUGGGCGGCGGCCAGGCCGACCUGCUGUGUAGCCUGUCGGACGUUGGGAGGUCUCAGGAGAGCCUUCUAGACUCCCCGCACAACCCCAACCCCCGACAGGCGCCUCCUUCGUCCAUUUCCAGCAUCAGCCAGACCAAUAAAGGCAUCAACGUCAAGGAGAUUCUGAAGAGCCUAGUGGCCGCUCCGUUGGACGGCAGCGAGUCAGGCCAAGAGUCCGGCCCGACACCUUACCACCCGGACCCGGCUCUGAAGACCCACCCCAUGCUGCCCAUGCAGUUUCACUCGUUUGACAGGAGCGUGGUGGUUCCUGUGAAAAAGCCACCGCCCGGGAGCCUGUGUGUCAACACGGUUGGCACACCCACCACUGGGGGCGCCGCCGCUGCCGGCAGCACGCCCAACAUCUUUGCCGCCGCCGCUGCGGCCACUCCCAAGAGCAUGAUCAACACCACAGGCGCCACGGAUUCCGCGUCGUCCUCUUCGUCUUCGUCGUCAUCGUUUGUGAACGGCGCGACCAGCAAGAACCUCCCCGCCGUCCAGACGGUGGCGCCUAUGCCUGAAGACACAAUGGAGAACAUGAGUGCCUAUUGUGAGGUGGCGCAGUGUGCAUUGCGCAGCGGUCAGACGCCCCCUGAGCUCAAGUCUUUUAGCUCUCUGGCAGGCUUCCAGGCAGCCCCCCGAGAUGCAGGACAGUGUUUUAGCAUCACCACCAAGCUGGAACGAGCGCUGGAGAAGGUGGCGCCGUUGUUGAGGGAAAUCUUUGUGGACUUUGCGCCGUUCCUGUCCCGCACGCUGCUGGGGAGUCAUGGGCAGGAGCUGCUCAUUGAAGGUCUGGUGUGUAUGAAGUCCAGCACCUCAGUGGUGGAGCUCGUGAUGCUGCUCUGCUCUCAGGAAUGGCAGAAUUCCAUCCAGAAGAAUGCAGGACUGGCAUUUAUUGAGCUCAUCAAUGAAGGAAGACUUCUAUGUCACGCCAUGAAGGACCACAUCGUUCGUGUGGCCAACGAGGCUGAGUUCAUCUUGAACCGUCAACGAGCCGAAGACGUGCACAAGCACGCAGAGUUUGAGUCAAACUGCGCCCAGUACGCGGCUGACCGUCGCGAAGAGGAAAAGAUGUGCGACCACCUGAUCAGCGCCGCCAAGCACCGAGACCACGUGACCGCCAACCAGCUCAAGCAGAAGAUCCUCAAUAUCCUCACCAAUAAGCACGGAGCCUGGGGCACCAUGUCACAGAGCCAAUUGCACGACUUCUGGCGUCUUGAUUACUGGGAGGACGACUUGCGCAGGAGACGGAGAUUCGUGAGAAACGCCUUCGGGUCCACGCACGCUGACGUGGCGCUCAAAAGUCUUGAGGACUACGGCACAGAAGAAGAGGAAGAGGGGGCCAAGUCCAAGAAGACCUUUCGCAGCCAUUCAGCGGUUGCACAGAACCCUGAGGCUGAGUUGAUGCUGGAGGGCGAUGAUGACGCGGUCAGCCUGCUGCAGGAGAAGGAGAUCGACAACCUUGCCGGCCCCGUGGUGCUGAGCACACCGGCCCAGCUGGUGGCGCCAGUGGUUGUGGCUCGCGGCACGCUCUCCAUCACCACCACCGAGAUCUACUUCGAGGUGGACGAGGAAGACCCCGCCUUCAAGAAGGCCGACGCCAAGGUGUUGGCCUACUCAGAGGGUCUCCAUGGCAAGUGGAUGUUCAGCGAGAUCAGAGCCGUGUUCUCCAGACGUUACUUGCUGCACAACACCGGUCUAGAGGUCUUCAUGGCCAACAGAACAUCGGUGAUGUUCAACUUUCCCGACCAGGCCACGGUCAAGCGAGUGGUCUACAGCCUACCGCGGGUCGGAGUGGGAACCAGCUACGGCCUUCCUCAGGCCAGGCGAAUUUCAUUAGCCACACCGCGUCAGCUCUUCAAGUCAUCCAACAUGACGCAGCGUUGGCAGCGCAGGGAGAUCUCCAAUUUUGAGUACCUCAUGUUCCUCAACACCAUUGCAGGGAGGACGUACAACGACCUGAACCAGUAUCCCGUCUUUCCCUGGGUGCUGACCAACUAUGAAUCAGAGGAGCUGGAUCUCACGUUGCCUGGCAACUUCCGAGACCUUUCCAAGCCCCUCGGUGCUUUGAACCCGAAGCGGGCCGCGUUCUACGCCGAGCGCUAUGAGACGUGGGAUGACGACAGUUCGCCCCCCGACCACUACGCCACUCUCUAUUCCACGGCGCGCUCUACUCUCCUUUGGAUGCUCAGAAUAGAACCCUUUACCACCUUCUUCCUCAAUGCCAACGACGGCAAGUUCGACCACGCCGACCGAACCUUCUCAGGCAUCGGCCGCUCGUGGAGGAACUGCCAGCGAGACACUGCGGACGUGACGGAACUGAUCCCGGAGUUCUACUACCUGCCCGAGAUGUUUGUCAAUAGCAACGAGUAUGAGCUCGGCGUGCGUGACGACGGUAUGCCCGUCUGCGAUGUGGAGCUGCCAGUGUGGGCCAAGAAGCCUGAAGACUUUGUGCGCAUCAACCGCAUGGCGCUGGAGAGCGAAUUCGUGUCGUGUCAGCUGCAUCAGUGGAUCGAUCUGAUUUUCGGGUACAAGCAGAGAGGCCCCGAGGCGGUGCGGGCGCUCAACGUCUUCAACUUCCUAUCCUACGAGGGUGCCAUCAACUUGGACAAUCUGGACGCCGUGCAGCGAGAGGUGAUGGAGGCGCAGAUUCAGGCGUGCGGGCAGAUUCCGUCGCAGCUGCUCAUUGAACCGCACCCUCCUCGAUCCUCCGCCAUGCACCUGUGUUUCCUUCCUCAGAGUCCUCUGAUGUUUAAGGAUCAGAUGCAGCAGGACGUGAUCAUGGUGCUGAAGUUCCCGUCCAACUCUCCCGUCACGCACGUGGCCGCCAACACGUUGCCUCAUCUCAGCAUCCCCGCCGCCGUCACCGUCACGUGCAGCCGUCUCUUUGCUGUCAACCGCUGGCACAACACUGUCGGCUUGCGAGGUGCACCAGGAUACUCCCUGGAGCAAGCUCACCACCUCCCCAUUGAGAUGGACCCUCUCAUUGCCAACAACUCUGGCACCAACAAGCGUCAGAUUACGGACCUGGUGGACCAGAGCAUCCAGAUCAACACGCACUGCUUCGUGGUGACUGCUGACAACCGCUAUAUCCUGGUGUGCGGCUUCUGGGAUAAGAGCUUUCGGGUCUACUCCACGGAGACCGGAAAGCUGACCCAGAUCGUGUUCGGCCACUGGGACGUGGUGACGUGCCUGGCCCGGUCAGAGUCCUACAUUGGGGGAGACUGCUACAUCGUGUCGGGCUCCAGAGAUGCCACUCUUCUUCUUUGGUACUGGAGUGGGCGGCACCACAUUAUCGGGGACAACCCCAACAACAGUGACUAUCCCGCCCCUCGGGCUGUCCUGACAGGACACGACCAUGAGGUAGUGUGCGUGUCUGUCUGCGCCGAGCUGGGAUUGGUCAUCAGCGGAGCCAAAGAGGGUCCGUGCCUGGUGCACACCAUCACUGGGGACCUCCUGAGGGCCUUGGAGGGUCCCGAGCUGUGCCAGCAGCCACGUCUGAUCUCAGUGUCCAGCGAGGGCCACUGCAUCAUCUACUACGAACGGGGACGCUUUUGCAACUUUAGCAUAAACGGCAAGCUGCUGGCUCAGAUGGAAGUUAACGAUUCUACGCGGGCCAUCCUUUUGAGCAGCGACGGGCAGAAUCUGGUGACGGGCGGUGACAACGGCGUGGUGGAGGUGUGGCAAGCGUGCGACUUCAAGCAGCUCUACAUCUACCCAGGAUGCGACGCCGGCAUCCGCGCCAUGGACCUGUCUCACGACCAGAGGACGCUAAUCACCGGCAUGGCGUCAGGCAGCAUUGUGGCAUUCAACAUCGACUUCAACCGCUGGCACUACGAGCAUCAGAACCGCUACUGAAUAUGCGAAACUCUCCAGGUACACAAGAAGACCACUCGAGGUUCUCUUCCCUUUGACGGGACUGUGUGUACUUUCGCACACGGACACACCAACGCACCCCCAUACACGCAAACACAACAUACACACACCCGAGCCCAAAGACGACACAACAAACAGAGUGGAGAUUGGUCGCCGGUGCUGGCGGCUCAGGUUCUGGGUUUUCGGGGUUCUGCUUUAACGCUUCAGUGAGCCGGACACUCUGCGGAGAUGAUGGGCGCGGGGUCAUUUCACUUCCUUUAACGUCGGGAUUUCUAUUCUUUUACUUUGGUGUAAAUACAACUCGGCCUCUUGUUUUUGUGUUGACGACCUUUAAUUUAUUGCUAUCUGUAACAUAGCGUGGAAUAAGAAUAACGGCGACUGUAACGACGAUAUAAAGAAAGUUGAGGACGGUGAACGUUUUUGCCCGACCAGGAUGAAGACUGAGCCCCGUACUCACUCCUUCAAAAAGACAAUUACCACAAGUUUAUGAUUUUGAUUUCACUUUUUUUUUUUUUUUUUUUUUUACAUUUAGUGAUCGUCGUGUCAAAUAUGUACAUAAAACGCUUUUUCCGGCCUGUUUGGACACAAAAGGUAGCCCACCCGCUCACAUGGUUUCAAAACAACACAAGUUUUUUUUUUUUUUUUGUAUUUGCACUUUGCACCAAUCACAUGAUAUUAUUUAUAAUUAGGCUUUGUUUGUUAGUACUAAACCAGAGGCUUUAUUGUUUGAAUUAUUAUAGCGAUCGGCCGGGCUCUUUUGGUUCCUUCACGUCCGCGGCCGGGAUGGGUUCUUUGUGCAUCGAUGUUUGUAUUUAAACGCUCACGUGUGAAGAUUUUACAGCAAUAUGACAACGAGCGUGCGCACGACCAGCGCACACGCACACGCACGUAACUCCAGCCACACACAGACACACACAUACGUGCGCGCCACACGACAUACGCAUCCAAAAACCGACAAAAGAAGAAGAAAAAAAGGUGAAAUAUUUUUGGAUCUAUGAAACCCUUAAAAACUAUUGUAUUCAUGUUUUAUUGCAAAGAUGUAAAAUAUGACAUGUGUGAGUUGGGAAAAAAAAUCAUGAUAAGAAAAAAAUAAAUUAUG
Molecule: messenger RNA, 10407 nt
Organism: Corythoichthys intestinalis (scribbled pipefish)
Lineage: Eukaryota; Metazoa; Chordata; Actinopteri; Syngnathiformes; Syngnathidae
Gene: nbeaa
Product: neurobeachin a
Exons: 61
Coding region: 264-9290 (3008 amino acids)
Biological process (GO): intracellular protein localization
Cellular component (GO): membrane; cytosol
Molecular function (GO): protein kinase binding
Source: RefSeq, a predicted model, not a curated record